Molecule: messenger RNA, 2214 nt
Organism: Zeugodacus cucurbitae (melon fly)
Lineage: Eukaryota; Metazoa; Arthropoda; Insecta; Diptera; Tephritidae
Gene: Mco3
Exons: 2
Coding region: 44-2065 (673 amino acids)
Biological process (GO): iron ion transport
Cellular component (GO): plasma membrane
Molecular function (GO): oxidoreductase activity; copper ion binding
Source: RefSeq, a predicted model, not a curated record
UAGCAAAUUGUUUUUAAAACAGUACGCAAACGACAACGGUACAAUGCAGACCAAACGUUUACGGCAACGCUUAGCCACGCUUACAGUUACAGUCUUGCUACUGGUAACAGUGGCGCAAGGAUUAGAAGAAGCAGCGCAGCAGAAAGCCAUAGAGCACACUGGCGGAGGAGGGAACUUUGCAACACAAGCUGACGUUGCAGAUGAUGAGCUAACACUUGCCGUUAAUUUCGAGCAAAUAUCCCGCAAUCUCGAGAAUGCCAACAACAACAAUAAGUACAACCUCGCAUCAGCCAAUUUUAGCGUAACAGAUAGCAAGGGCCGUCAUUCCUGCGAACGUCGCUGUCAAAACAAUCAACCGCUCACAUGCUAUUACCGCUUGGUGGUGCAUCAUUACCAGACAGCGAGCGCUGAAUGUGAGCGUUGCUUAAAUAACGAAGCGGCCUGUCCCAAGCAGCAAUGCAUUUACGGUGAUGGUGUGUACACACCCAUUAUAGCCAUCAAUCAAAUGCUGCCCGCACCACCAAUCGAGGUGUGUGUGGAUGACACUGUUGUGGUGGAUGUCAUCAACUACCACACCGAAGCGAUCAGCAUGCACUGGCAUGGCAUGCCGAUGUUUCGCACGCCCGAAAUGGAUGGUGCACCAUUUGUUACACAAUAUCCAAUACAACCGGCCGAGGGUUAUCGCUAUCAAUUUAAUGCAGAACGUGCGGGCACUGUGUGGUACCACAGCCACGUGGGUUUGCAACGCAACUUGGGUGUUGGCGGUGGUUUCAUCAUACGCCAGCCCGUACAAAGCGAUCCACAAUCCUACUUAUACGAUUUCGAUUUGCCGGAGCACACACUGCUCAUACAGGACUAUGUGUAUGGUAAUGAUAUGAGUCGCGUGCGAAAUUUGCUCAUCAAUGGUAAGGGUAGAAAUCAUGCUUCGAGUCAGUCCGAUCGCGAUCCACGACAUCGCUACGAACGCCUACAGGUUGCGAAUGGUAAACGCCACCGUUUCCGUGUCAUCUACAAUAGCGUCUUCAACUGCCCGGUUGAGUUCUCAGUGGAGAACCAUCGUAUGCUUAUGAUUAGCACGGACGGCAAUGAUAUUGUGCCAGUGCUGGCGGAUAGCUUUUUUAUGACCGCCGGUGAACGUUUCGACUUCGUGCUACAGGCAAAUCAACAGGCUCGCAGCUACUGGAUUAGAGUGCGUGGCUACGAGGAUUGCGCCAAAGAAAACCUCUAUCAGGGCGCGAUAUUGACGUAUCAAAGUGUGUUGGGUCGCACACUCCCACAACUGCCAAUGGUGAAGACUUCGUUUUGCGAGAACGGUAAUGACGAGUAUCGCACCGUAGGCGAUUACGAGCAUCAUCUGAAGAAAACUGUUUCAUUCGAGAAAAGCGAAUGCGCGCGCACCGAUUUAAAAGACACGAAUGUUGCAACAGUUGGUUUGAGCUCGCUGGAGCAAGUACCAUGGAACCGAGACACUGAAUUCCUCACAUACUAUUCGCUAUUUGGCUCGCGUUUAACGGCUGGCGCUACGGAAGUCGCAUAUCAAAUUGAUGACAUCACCUUUAAGACGUCACAAAUUUCACUUCUCCAAACCAACGGUCUCUUCAAUGAGAAAGGUGUGUACUGCAAUCGCUCAAUGCUCGCGGCGAAGGGUCAAAAUUGUGAAACGAAGAAUUGCAUUUGUACGAAUGUUGUGCGUUUGCCAGCUUAUCGCGCGAUAGAAAUCGUUUUGGUCAAUAAUAAUAAUGAACCGACACCGGUGCAUUUGCAUGGAUACACGGUGCGCUUGGUCGGCCAGAAUGUUUUGGGCGGCGUAGUGGACGAGAAACAGAUAAGAGAUCUCGAUAGACGCGGUCUGCUGCAACGCUCAACCGAUGAGUAUCCUAUACAGAAGGACACUGUGCAGGUGCCACCGCUAGGUUAUGCCAUCAUACGUUUUUACAGCAGCAAUCCAGGAUAUUGGAUGUACCAUAGCGCGCUGGAUAGUCAGGCGGUGCGUGGCAUGAUUGGUGUUUUCAAAGUGGGCGAAGAUCAUCUGAUAAAAGAUGUGCAUCCACGUGUGCGUUGUUAAUUGUAUAUAUAACAUGCAGUUCUGGGGAAUUAUUCAAGUCCUUAUUUGAAUGUGAUUUGUGAAUUCCUAAACUCAACUGCCAACAACAAAAAAUGUUGCGUAAUUAUCGUUCAAUAUUUAUUUAUUUAUUAAAUUCAUUUUUAGUUAAU